This is a messenger RNA of Pogona vitticeps (central bearded dragon), 606 nucleotides long. The record is from RefSeq and is a predicted model, not a curated record. NCBI's taxonomy places the organism in Eukaryota, Metazoa, Chordata, Lepidosauria, Squamata, Agamidae.
AUGGCGGGAACCUGGAAAGAUCCCCAUUCCCUGCAGCUGUAUCUCCAGUUUCACAUUUUCUUUUUACCAGGGGUGAACAUAUCUGAGCCAGCCCCCCCAUGCUUGCCUCAAGCACCUUGCAAGUCCGUGGACUUCGAAGACAUUUUCAGAGGCUGGCAAGUGAGCGUUGAACCUGUCCCUGCCGAGGACGAGGAAGCCCCCUCGAAGCUCACCUCUCCGUGCUACAGAUGGUGCAUCAAGCAGCAGUGGGUGGACUUGCUGGCGGAAGGCCUCUGGGAGGCACUCCUGGACCAGUACCAACCCAACAUCACCAUCAUGGACUGGUACGAGAACAGCACCUUGGCCCCGCCGGUCUAUGAGCUUCACAUCCGGCUCCUGGGAACCACAGAGGCUGCGGUGAUCAGAGAAUUUCACUACGUGGCCUCUCUAAAAGAGCGAGAUGGGAAGAACAAGGACUGGCACCAUGUUUCCCACGUCUUCCAGGACUAUGGCCCGGGCGUCCGUUACGUCCACUUUCUGCACAAGACCAAGGAGGCUGAGACUCUGGCUGGGCUCCUCCGAACGAGAGUGACGGACAGCAGUGUCUCGGUGCAGCUGCGGGACUGA